Messenger RNA from Chlamydomonas reinhardtii, 1689 nucleotides. RefSeq lists its product as uncharacterized. NCBI's taxonomy places the organism in Eukaryota, Viridiplantae, Chlorophyta, Chlorophyceae, Chlamydomonadales, Chlamydomonadaceae. Bases 257 to 1045 code for a protein of 262 amino acids. The record is from RefSeq and is a predicted model, not a curated record. The transcript has 10 exons.
UCGCAUUCUAGUUUUGAUAUCCAUUAGGAGGUAGCAACAGUGGUUUGACCGAACGAGGGGAACAAUCACGCAUUAGACGCGAACUCUUGCAAGCCGACCUCUUCACAGCCCACGAAAAGUGCUCAAACAGCCCUCACAGCCCAUUGAGCUCGGUUGCCUGGGUGUGAGCACACUAACCUGUGCGGGGUCUGGGUUAGCGAGCGCCAGGGCAGACACUGCACGCCUACGAAGACGCAGCCACUUAGCAGCUUAAUAAAUGACAUCUUUACAUAAUACUGGCGGAGUGCCAGCUGGCCUCACGGCUAGCGGCGUGGCAACCCCCAGCUCCCCGGGACCCGUCGCGGCCGCACCUUGCUAUUCCCCUGCUACUGCGGCCGUGACAGCUGCAGGCAGCGGUGCCGCCGGCGACGCACUGGCGCCUGAGGCCCACCCCUGGCACGAGCGCUUCGAUGUGUUGGAGGACCAAAUGAUUCACAAGCGGUACAUGGCCAUGUACGACCGGACCGUGCAGUUCACGUCGGGCGAUGGACAGAGCCACACGGUGCAGUACGACGUGGUAGGAAACCCGCGAAUGGACUUUCGCUUUUCGGUGGCGUUUCCCUUCCACCCCGCCACCGCCACCACGCCGGCGCAGGUCACAGUGGUCCGGGAAUACGCGCAGGGCCCCAACGCCUUGCAGUUUACUUUGCCGUGCGGCGGCUUCGACCCCAAGAAGCACAACAACCUGCGCGAGUGCGCCGUCGCCGAGAUGAGGGAGGAGGCCAUGCUUGUGGGCGGCGAGGUGGUGGAGCUGCUCCCGGAGGACCACCCGGGGCAGAGCGAGCUCAAGUGGAGCCGCAACAAGUUCAAGCCCUUCCUGUUCAUAGACCCCCAGCCCGACCCCUCUGGCCACGCCGCUCGGGACGCAGAGGAACACACCAUCGAGGUCAUGCGCGUCACCAUCCCCGAGCUGUACGGCAUCAUCCUGGGCGGCCAGAUGAUGUUGCCCAGCGUGUUUGCGGCCUUUGCUGCCUUGGAGGUGCUCAAGAGCCGCGAGCUCAUUUGAGGCUUUUGUGGAGGAUCAGGCACCUCAUUAGUGGCCUUUGAGCUACUGUCAGGCCUCGUGUAGGGGCGGUGCGGGCCUGUUGGUCCGCACGCGCACCCAUCGCCGAGUGACAUUACAUAUUAUACCGUAAUGUAGGUUCUAGGACAGCUCCGACUAACCCCCAACUAACUCGUGUACGGCACCCCAAAACCCUCAGCCGUACAGGAGUUGAUUUGGGAGUCGGCAGCUGCGCGUGUGUGAGCUGGUAAUUGUACGGCGGCGCGGCUCGGAAGCUAACUGACUGUAGUGAUGCACACGGGCAGUUGACGCUAGUCGGCAGGCGCGCGAGUGGGAGUGGGUAGCUGAGCGCGUGCGCGUGUGGGAAGCUGCGACAGUGUACGGUGGAGCACGGCGGGGCUUGGCGGUUGGGCGCGCGGCGCGAGUGGGAGCUGCUAGUUGAGUGCACGCGUGUGGGAAGCUGCGACAGUGUACGGUGGAGCACUGCGAAGCACGGCGGGGGCUUGGCGGUUGGCGCAGCGUGCGCGUGGGAGCUGCUAGUUAGCUGAUAAAGGUUACAUGUGGGACGACAGCCGUGGAUGAAGCCAGGGCCGCAAAAACGUACGAGGCACGCACGCUCACCCGAGGAGAGAUCCCCGAAUGACCCC